Messenger RNA from Leguminivora glycinivorella, 1698 nucleotides. RefSeq lists its product as uncharacterized. The record is from RefSeq and is a predicted model, not a curated record. The transcript is spliced from 4 exons. Bases 133 to 495 code for a protein of 120 amino acids. NCBI's taxonomy places the organism in Eukaryota, Metazoa, Arthropoda, Insecta, Lepidoptera, Tortricidae.
UGCGUUAGCUCCACGUGAAUUUUCACUACUUAAGCUCCUCAGAUCGAUCCUCUUGAUUCAUUCCGCUACACAGGAAGCAAGGAAAACCCACUGUUCUCUCUACUGAAGCUACAAGGACAUCAUCAUCAUACAAUGUCAAAACCCUCGUCCCACGCUGAAGAUUUAUAUCUCUCAUCCUCCACGGAGGAAGAUUCGUCGGCACCGCCGCCGCCACCGCCGAAGGUUGACGUGAUCGACAAAAGAAAAAAUCCAAGCCGCCGACAUCGACGAGCUCGAGCAAGAGGUCAAAACGUUCGUCCCAUACCGAUUCGUAUCUCUCAUCCUCCACUGAGGAAGAUUUGCCAGCACCGCCACCGCUACCACCGAAGGCUGACGCGGUCGAAAAAAGAAAAAAUCCAAGCCAUCGACAUCGUCAGCAAGCUCGAGCAAGAGGGUCAGAAUAGCUCCUGUGAAGCCGCGGCACGGCACUGCAGCGGAACUAUUCGGUGCCGAUAGCGAUGACGAGGGAUUAGAAGCGAACCAACCUGCAGGGGAGGUGGGAUCACGUAACCGUCCGUUAUCCAGAACUAUUUUAAUGAAAUGUGACAAAUGUCAAAUUAAAUUGCCUAAGAAUGAAUACAAUGCCCAUUUGAGAACUAAUUUACAUAAAUCGAAUUGCAUAUUGAAAACUGAUUUGAAUAAUAUUGAAAUUAUAGCAACAGCCUUUAAAAACAGAAUAGUCACCUAUCGUCUGAAUGCAACACAAAAUGAAUACGUAACUCCUGAGACGUUUUUGUGUGAUAUCAAAAGUAACAUUAUGAAAGUUGUAGAAAUGUCAUUACGGGAACAUAAAAGUAUCAAAAUAAACUAUGAGCUUUUCGUUUACUUUACAUUACCUCAUUCAGGCAAACAACAGUUAAAGUCAUUCAAUACAAAAUAUGAUGUUAUUUAUGAAAACACAAAUAUCAAUGAACUGUUUGAAAAUACGAUUGAACAUUUAAAAAAUAAAGUUAUAGAAUUUGAGCACCGUGAAUCAGGCUGGUCUUUUGUCGCAAUAAGUCAUUUAGAAGUUAACGUAAACAAGUAUUGUCCGAUGCGAGGAGGUACUUACAUACCUUUACCCCCAAGUGUCAAAAAUACUAAAAGCUGCAUUAAUAUUCAAAACAACGAUAAUUGUUGCUUUUUAUGGAGUAUACUGGCUGGUCUAUAUCCUGCAAAGAAUAAUGUGUGUCGAACUAAAUCAUACCCGCACUAUUCAGAUGUUUUAAAUAUCGAUGGAAUGUCAUUCCCAUUAUCAGUCAGCGAUAUACAGUUAUUUGAAAAAAAUAACCCUGAUAUAAGCAUUUGUAUAUAUGGAUUGGAUAAUAAGUAUGCAGUAACAGGUCCUCUAUAUAGAUCCAAAUCAAAGAAAAAUAAUCAUUUUAAUCUAUUAUAUAUUGAAGUCGUUGGUAAAGGACAUUACUGUUUAAUUAAAGACCUGGUACGAUUAGUUAGAAGACAAGUAACUUUACAUAGAGGCCACAUGCAUUUCUGUGACUCAUGUUUGCAAUUUUUUAAAAGCGAUAAUAAAUUUAAAACACACCAUUGUUCCGAAAUUGUAACAGUUUUACCUAAUGAAAAUACUGUCAUUCAAUUUAAGAACUUCGAACGUAAACAAAAAAUCAAUUUUAUUAUAUACGCUGAUUUUGAAAGUAUGUUAAUUAAUUGUAAUUCAGACAG